CUCCUCCUAUGGUCCUCCCGGAGUAGGGGUGUGCGGCUCCUCGUCCCGCCCCUGCCUCUGAGUGACAGCAGCGUGGACAGCUGCCCACCCGGCCGGACCCGCAGUUGGGCCGCCCUCGCUGUGCUCCGCUGAGCAGAUAUUUUGGAGAUCAAAGAUGGGUAGAAAAGACUCUUCCACUACAAAACUUCCUGUCGAUCAGUACAGAAAGCAAAUUGGUAAACAGGAUUAUAAAAAAACCAAACCUAUUUUACGAGCAACCAAAUUAAAAGCAGAAGCAAAGAAAACAGCACUAGGCAUGAAGGAAGUCGGCCUCAUGCUUGCAGCUAUCCUGGCCCUCCUACUGGCUUUCUAUGCUUUCUUUUAUCUCCGGCUGUCCACAAAUAUUGACUCUGAUCUGGACCCAGAUGAAGAUUAGCUGAACAGCAAUCAAUAAAGGAAAGGAAAUAAUUCUGAUAAGAGCAUCCUUGGGGACAAAUACUUUGCCAGUUUCCCAAACUAUAACAUUUUGAAUAUUUUCUUCUUGGUACUGUCAGUUUGCAGAAAUAUCUUUGUACCUAGCGGCAUAAGAUAUCUGGAGAACUUACCAAGCAAUCUAGAGUCACGCAUGCUACUCAAUACUUUGUAAAUCUUUCUGCACUGGCAGAUCCUCUAUUCAUGAUAUAGUUGGAUAACACGGUUUUCAAAUGUCUUCCCAAUUUACAUGUAUAACUCAAUCAGUUACACAUAACUAAAUCUGUUUUAUCCUAUGUAUAUUGUAAAAAAAAGUAUCCAUUGUCAUUUGCAGAAGCAUACUCAAAAUUAUAUUCAGAACCUAAGAAUGAACAGAAAGUAAUGGAAAUUUUUAGUUUACAAAGAAGCGUGCUUUCUUUGCAGACAUAUUUGAUAUCAUUAGGGAGACUAUCUGCACAUACAUCCACAGGAAUCUUUUCCUUCCUUGCCAACUGUUAGUGCACAUGCGCUGCCUCACAAAUGGCACCUGGAUGACAGAAGCUCAAAGAGUCACAUAUGUCCCUAAAAUCGACUUCCUUUCCUUUUGGGCUGCCUGAACUGGUGUAAACAGAAAGUUCAGUUGAUCUUGAUUUUAAUUAACUUAUUACUCCAUUAAUAUAACAGUGGAAUUCUAUAUUAAUUAUGUUGUUCUGGCUGCCUGCAGUAUCAGUUUGCCCCUCUUGUUAGGGAGCUAUGUAACAAUCUGCCAUUUAAUUGCACAGGGUUUUUCACACUGCAGAAUUAGCAGGGGUGUACCUACACUGAAUCAUUUUAUUGGGCUGUCUCUUUAAGCAUUUCAAAGGCAUUUUUUUAAACUUACAUUUUGUCUCUUUAGAAUUAAUUCCCACACUGUAAAGAAAAAUAAAUAAUAGAAAAAUAUAUAUCACAUGUUACUUUCAUCUGUACUUUUCUGUAAAAUUUGUCAAUAUAUUUUGUGUUAUAUAUAGCAUAAAGAAUAUUCAAUACUUUAUUGGCAAUCAGAGUUUUAAUAGAAUUACAUUUUGUCUCUUUAGAAUUAAUUCCCACACUGUAAAGAAAAAUAAAUAAUAGAAAAAUAUAUAUCACAUGUUACUUUCAUCGGUACUUUUCUGUAGAAUUUGUCAAUAUAUUUUGUGUUAUAUAUAGCAUAAAGAAUAUUCAAUACUUUAUUGGCAAUCAGAGUUUUAAUAGAAUUCUAAAACACAUGAACACAUAAAGCUUAGAAAGUUCUGUGGUAUACACACACACACACACACACACACACACAUAUCCACAGAAUUGAUAUUCACUCCUAUCUGAUAUAAAGAUGUAUAGAAAAUGGCUAUCUUGAAAUAUAUGCAGAGUUUUGGAGUGUAUAUUGACUUUCUGAAAAACAAAUACAAUUCUAAGAACAUUUCCUUACUUGCCAAGAGACAGAAGCUCUAAUAAAUACUCUAGGAGUUCAUCUGGCUUUAUAGCAUAGUUUCUAAAGAACAGAUAUUCUUUGGUACUUUUGAGUAUGUCAGUGUAGCAUUUGUUCUGUCGAAUCUUUGAAGUAGCGUAAUUCAUUUCAUCGGUGUGAACAGCCAAAGGUUCCAGGAUCCUCACAGAUUAUUUAUGCCAAACAUCGGAGGGCAAAAUGUAGCCAGUGUUCUUUGCUGGAUCCUUCCUCUUGAAUUCCCAGACUCAAGAGACAGAGGAAGAGUUUUGUAUACUCACCACAGAGGACCCAUCCAAGUGGCAUUUGUAGGAAAGGUUGCAGCAUUUUAUGCCAUGUGGUAUAUCUGUUCGCGAAGUGGGAGGCAAGGGAAUAUCCAAGCUGGCAUUUUGGAUUUGAUGGGCCUUUUACUUUCCUGAGUGACAUGCCACAUGUCAAGAAAUACUGCUUUCUUCCAGUCUCAUCACAUUUACGUGAGCAAUUUUCAUUUAGUUAUUUCCCUCCCAUAUGGUGUUAAAAACAGUCACAUCCAAUAAAGCUUAUUUCUGGUUUUCAGUGUAAUUGAAGUGAGAGAAUAUGUAAUAAUUGCUUAUCAGAUACCUGUCCAGGUUAGAUGGUAGCGCAGUUCACAGUAUUCAAAAUAGAUGUGCACCUCCCGGAAAUGUUUGACAAGUGGCUGUUCUGAGAAAAACUGCACCAUUCUGUUCUAUUCAUGAGAUGUGCUUUGGAGAGAAAAUGUUUCUAUAAUAAUAAAUAUCAGUUGAAAUGUACUGUAAUAAUAAGCAAGUUUCACCACCUGAA
This is a messenger RNA of Peromyscus californicus insignis, 2686 nucleotides long. RefSeq names its product triple QxxK/R motif containing (gene Triqk). The record is from RefSeq and is a predicted model, not a curated record. Gene Ontology annotation, cellular component: endoplasmic reticulum membrane. NCBI's taxonomy places the organism in Eukaryota, Metazoa, Chordata, Mammalia, Rodentia, Cricetidae. The transcript is spliced from 4 exons. The coding region runs from base 155 to 415 and encodes 86 amino acids.